AUGCACCUCUCUGAUGCCCACGUCGAGGCGCUCAACAUCAGCACCCAUCCACCUUGCCCUAUCGAAGAUCUGGUUCCUUCGAAAGCAGAUGGCACCUCGUACGCACCCUCUGUAGAGCCGGAUCCACCGACAACAAAUGGGUCGUACUCAGAUGCGGUGAAGUCGAACACAGGUACCUCGCCCAAGCCAUCGGAUUACAAGGACAGAAUCCGUGAGCUGGAGCUCGACAACGAUCUCGCUUUCCGCAUUAUAAACCGGACGGUGACCGGACUUGGUAGGCCUCCUCCUCGCCUAGCAUACAUGCGGAAGUUCUGGGAAGGACUGGAAAAUAUGUCUAGAUACUGGGACUGCAGUCUGGACAACUAUUACACGGCAAACUACGAAGAUGACGAGCAGAAGAGUCCGAAACGUCAGAAAGUGGACAGCCAUCCUCCUACCCCUGACAGCAUGGCCGCCACGCCCGGGACAAGCCCUCCUGCGGUAAUAACCCCACAGAAGGGCAAGGCUGAUGAUGAAGGUGCAAAUGAUGCCGCUGGGAACGAAGAUCAAGUGAAAGCCCCUGAGACCGCGACAAAGCGCGAACUCGGAGUGGUAAUAGACAACUUCCUCCAAAGCGUCUCCACCAAGCCCAUCCCCGACGCCCGUCCCCGAAAAAGAUACAAAGGCCGCCGCACUGCGACCGGCAACGACAUGCCCGACAACUUCCGCGCAGACACCGUCAAAGCAUUCGUCGAAGGUGUUGUCUGGCCCUUCCAGAUGACAGUCUUAGCUCCUCGGGUCAUGCCGCGCGUCCACUUCAAUAAGCUCAUUCUUCCAAUCCGGCAGACUGCUGUAGUGCACCGCAUACCUCAGGACAGGACCAGAGCAAGAAGAGGGUUCACAGAAGGUCCAAUCAUUAGUAUCCAGACCCGUCCAGAGACCGAUUUCGUCAAGACCAGCGAAGAAGAACAGCGUCUAACUAGCCGACUGGACCUACUACGUGAGAUCGGCGCACUGCUCCAGCUCGCACAAGAACGCUAUCGAGAAGGCAAGACCGAAGUCAAGCCCGGCGAGGGCCAAUGGUGGACGACCAAACCUCGCUGGGGAGGCGGACUGGGCGGCGAAGCUCAGAUUGAGGUUGGGAACACUGACGUCCUACAAGCCGCGGAGGACCUCCUUGGCUCGUUCAAAGACAGAGCAGGCGCUGGGGUCAACACGGGGCGCAUGCGGAAGACGCCAGCGAUGUUGUGGAAGGAAUUGAAGUGUGGAAAGGGGUUUUGGGACGCGAAGACUGAGUACAAGGCUAUUGGCAAGGAGCCUGGCUCGUUGUGCGAUGAGCUCUUCCUCGUCUCCUCCAUCAACCACCACAUCUCCAUCGUCAAGUUGACCGUCCACUCCGCAUACCUCGACUACCUCGAUGCACCCACCCUUCCCUGCCCGCUUCCUGAAGAUCCCGGAUGGUGCAGACCCAACCUCCAGCGAUCGAAAUGGUACGACCUCUUCUCGAAGGACGACAGGCUGGAAUUGUUCCGCGGCUUAUGGAGCAUCAUGAGUUAUCUCACACGGGAGACUGGGCCAGAGGUACAAUCGAAGUCGAAGUCGGAUGUUCCAGUCAGUGAGAACUGA
Molecule: messenger RNA, 1605 nt
Organism: Saxophila tyrrhenica
Lineage: Eukaryota; Fungi; Ascomycota; Dothideomycetes; Mycosphaerellales; Extremaceae
Exons: 2
Coding region: 1-1605 (534 amino acids)
Source: RefSeq, a predicted model, not a curated record